Molecule: messenger RNA, 607 nt
Organism: Cylicocyclus nassatus
Lineage: Eukaryota; Metazoa; Nematoda; Chromadorea; Rhabditida; Strongylidae
Source: the annotation of a GenBank genome assembly
AUGACGCUGAUAGCGUAUCCAGUAAAACACACGGCUUGGAAAACAGCACUGCUAAUCAGUAUUGGUAUAAUUUUUGGGACCCCAUUCUUUAUCACUUACAACCUGCUUAUAAAGGAAAGCCACUUUGUGGAGGAUGACACCGUACAUUGCCUUUUCUUGAAAUAUGAAGCUGAUUUACAUCCCCUCCAGACAGCAACAUUAGUCUUCAUGUGCUCGGCAAUAGCACUAUCAUCCGCCGCCAACAUCGGCUCCGUGCUUCUUCUUUUCUUACGCGCUGGAGGACAUCAUCGCAAUAGAGCAGAACUAAGCAUGUUCAUUUUGGCACUUUUGGACUUUUUCAUUGAAGCGCUUUUUGUUAGUCUAUAUUUUACAACAAUGCUGCCAGCAUUGCACUUGUGAUCAAGCUGAUUCCGCCCGCUUCUGACCUUCUUAUAUUUUCGAAUGCUUACCUGCUGAUCAUACUGAACAAGCGAAUCCGGCAGUAUGUCCUCCUUCUGUUUAAAUGUCAAGGAUAGUUAAUUGACGCUCAAAAUAUAGUGAAUUGGUUCUGAUGUCAUGUAGAGAACUAUACGUUAUCCGUUAAAGCAUAGUCAUAAAUGCUGAAAGU